Molecule: messenger RNA, 1647 nt
Organism: Rotaria sp. Silwood1
Lineage: Eukaryota; Metazoa; Rotifera; Eurotatoria; Philodinida; Philodinidae
Source: the annotation of a GenBank genome assembly
AUGGAAAUCGAACGAUCAUCCGGUAUAUUAGUCCACAUAUCGUCGUUACCAUCUUCAUAUGGUAUUGGUGAUUUGGGCCCAGAAGCCUACAAAUUUAUUGAUUUCUUGGUGGAAACACGACAAAAAAUUUGGCAAAUUUUACCCAUCACACCAACAAAGUUUCCAUCCCCAUAUUCAGGUAUGUCAGCAUUCGGUGGUCAUUGGUGGUUGAUUUCGCCUGAGAAAUUAGUUGAGAACAAUUUCUUAUCAAAAAAUGAUCUGAAAAUGAUCGAUCUAUCGAAAUUUCACGAUGAUUAUGUUGCUUAUAAAGCUGUACGAAAUUUGAAAGAAGAAUUAUUAGGAAAAGCCUAUGAACAUUUCAAGAUGAAUGAUAAAGAAGCAGAAAAUAAAUUGAAGAAUUUUUUCGAACAACAACGUUAUUGGAUUGAUGAUUUUACCUUAUUUCUGACAAUAAAAGAACAGUAUGAAAAUGGCACAUGGGCAGAUUGGCCUGAUUCUUUACGUCGUCAUCAAUCUUCGGCCUUAGAUCAAAUUCGUCAAGAGCAAAAAGAUCGAAUUCAAUAUCAUAUUUUUGUUCAAUAUGUCUUUUAUCAACAAUGGUUUGAAUUGAAGAAAUAUGCCAAUGAUCGACAUGUUAAAAUAGUGGGUGAUAUGCCUAUCUACAUCGAUUAUGAUUCAGUUGAUGUUUGGGCACAUACAGACUUUUUUCAAUUGGAUAAAAAUACUAUGCAACAAACAGUUACGGCAGGCUUUCCACCUGAUCAUGGUUUUCCAGUGCAACUUUGGAAUAUGCCCAUUUACAAUUGGAACGAUGAUAAUGUCAAACCUCGUUUAUUUGAUUGGUGGAUAGAACGUUUGCGCCAUGCAUUGAAUAUGGUCGAUAUACAGAGAAUUGAUCAUUUUCGUGGUUUAGAAUCGCAUUAUGCUAUACCAGUAGAUACAAAAACACAAAAACCAAACAUUUCAGAAGCACGAUGGAUAAAAACACCUGGUGAUGAAUUUCUUACGGCUAUAACUCGUGCUCUCGGCGCCGAUGUUCCAUUGAUCGUUGAAGAUAUAGGUGCUUUGACACCUGAAGUAUUGGAAUUACGUGAUCGUUUUAAAUUACAUGGUGUACGUAUUGCGCAAAAGGGCUUCCACUACGAUGCAGAUAAUAUGUAUGCACCACAUAAUUUUAUACCACGUUCAGUUGCAUAUACAGGUUCACAUGAUUAUCCGACAACAUUGCAAUGGUGGACAAAGGAAGCAUCAUCAAAAGAAAAACGUCAAUUUAUCGAUUAUAUUCGUCGUCCUAUUGAAGAUCAAAAUGAAUUAAUUAAUGGUAUGACAUUGGAAAAACAUGUUGAUAAAUAUGUUUGUUGGUAUUUAAUACAAUUGGUCAUGCAAUCAGCUUCUAAUGCAGCUAUUAUUCAAAUACAAGAUAUUUUAAAUGUGGAAACAAGAAUGAAUGAACCAGGAACUCCAUCUGAUAUGGAUCAUAAUGGUCCUCAAAAUUGGUCUUGGCGUUUUCAAUGGUCUCAAUUAACAUCAGAUAUUCGUACAAGAUUGAAAACAUUGACACAAAUGUAUGGACGAGAUUUGAAAUAUGGAAAAUCCAUUCCACCAGACGAUAUGGUGAUGAAAGAUUCAAAAUGUCUUAUACAAUAG